Molecule: messenger RNA, 1418 nt
Organism: Petromyzon marinus (sea lamprey)
Lineage: Eukaryota; Metazoa; Chordata; Hyperoartia; Petromyzontiformes; Petromyzontidae
Product: fibronectin type III domain-containing protein 4-like
Cellular component (GO): extracellular region; plasma membrane
Molecular function (GO): protein binding
Source: RefSeq, a predicted model, not a curated record
CCACACACACCCCCAGUAGGAUUCACGCCGUGACUGGGCCACCAGCUCUGAUCGAGUGGACUCGGUUUAGAAACGUUUUGAUCUGCGAGCCGACGCAAUGGAGGAGGAGGAGGAGUCGUCGUGCUCCAGGUGGUUCAUCCUUCUCAUCGCUCUCACCUCGCCAGCAGCCACAGGUGGACUCGGCGUGCCCUCCCCUCCGGCGAACGUGAGCGUGGCCCUGCUGGGCCCCACCACGGCGCGGGUUUCAUGGCAGCUGCCCGACCCCGGCGCUGUCAUCGGCUUCACCGUGAAGCAGCAGAAGCGCCCGGGCGCUCGCCAGCGCUUCAUCACCGAGGUGAACACGACGGCACGCUCGUGCCUGCUGUGGGGCCUCGAGGCUGGCAGUGACUACGUGGUGGCCGUGCAGGCGCUGGGCCGCGGCGGGGCGGCCAGCGAGCCCAGCCCCGGCCUGCGCUUCAGCACCCCCCUCGCAGAGGAGGACGGCGAGCGCGACAACUCCUCGUCGCGCUCAUCCUCGUCGCGCUCGUCGUCGUCGUCGUCCGAGGUGGCGGUGGCGGUCACCUCGUCCCUGGCGUCGCACGGAGGAGAGGCUGGAUUGGGUGUCGGAGACAAAGCUCGCUACUUUGCGAGUGAGGGUGUGCUUACGAUCACGGUCUUCCUCCUCUGGAUUGCAGUGAUGGUCCUCUGCUUGCGCGAGUACCGCACCAUCAAGGACAGCUCCAUUCUUCACCACGGCGGCAUGGUGAAGCCUGCGCUGGGGGAGCGGGGGAGCGCCAUCCUCCGCAAGCCGGACACCCCCAUCGCUACGGCGCAGCCUCGGAGGAAUUCCCAUAGCCCCCGCGUUUCGAAUGUGUGACUCACAUCGAAAAUCGACCACUCAGCCGGGUGAACAGUGUUCAUGCGAAGAGGGGUUCAUAAUGGCCACGUCAGACACUUAGCACCACCAGCAGACCAACGAGCCACCAUCAAUGAUCAUCACCAUCAUUAUGGUCAUCAGCACUGCCACUAUUAGAAUGAGAACCACAACCAACACUAACGUAAUUUUCAUCAUCAUCAUCAUCAACAUCGCAACCAUCACGAUUCCCAUCAUCAUUCUCAUCGUCACAAUGAGGACCCCCAUCGGCAGGCUCAUCGUCGUCAUCAAAAGGAAAAAGUAGAGAUUUUUAGAACGCAAAAAAUAUAUAAACUCAUCCAUUCACGAUACUGCAUCAACUUUAUUACAUUUUUUCAAAUUACAUUUUUUAUCUAGAAUAAAGGUUUUAUAAACAUUUUUUUUUUGCACGGACGUAUUCCGGGAUGUGAAAUUUAUUGCUUGUUUUGAAAGUCAGUGCUAUGGACUUUGUGGUGUACCAUGAUCUUAAACAAUAGCGCUCACAUAUGGAAAUAUACAAAACAAAACAUCGAACAAUAAUAAAAAA